Messenger RNA from Gavia stellata (red-throated loon), 1266 nucleotides. RefSeq names its product solute carrier family 35 member D3 (gene SLC35D3). Gene Ontology annotation, molecular function: antiporter activity. The coding region runs from base 1 to 1266 and encodes 421 amino acids. The transcript has 2 exons. The record is from RefSeq and is a predicted model, not a curated record. Lineage: Eukaryota; Metazoa; Chordata; Aves; Gaviiformes; Gaviidae. Gene Ontology annotation, cellular component: Golgi apparatus.
AUGGGCCGCUGGCGGGGCCGGGCGCGGGGCGUCGCGGUGGCGGUGGCACACGGGCUGUGCUCGGGCUCGCUGAACAUCCUGCUGAAGUUCCUGCUGGCCCGCUACCACUUCGCCUUCCUGACGCUGCUGCAGUGCCUCAGCAGCGCGGCGGCGGCGCUGGGGCUGGAGGCGCUGCGGCGGCGGGGGCUGGCGGCGCUGCCGCCCUUCGGGCCCCGCCUGGCGCGCCCCUUCGCCGCCGUGGCCGCCCUGGCCACGCUGCAGUCCACCCUCACCCUCUGGUCGCUGCGCGGCCUCAGCCUCCCCAUGUACGUCGUCUUCAAGCGCUGCCUGCCCCUCGUCACCCUCCUCACCGGCGCCCUGGUGCUCCGCGACGGCAUGCCCUCGCCCGGCGUCCUGGUCGCCGUCCUCAUCACCACCUGCGGCGCCGCGCUGGCCGGAGCUGGUGACCUGACCGGGGAUGCUAUGGGCUAUGUGACAGGUGUGCUGGCCGUGCUGAUACAUGCUGCCUACCUGGUGCUCAUUCAGAAGACCAGUGUAGAUAGUGAAUACGGACCCCUGACAGCUCAGUACGCCAUCGCUGUUUCAGCCACCCCUUUUCUCAUCAUCUGCUCCUUUGCCAGCAUGGAUUCCAUCAACGUCUGGUCAUUCCCAGGGUGGAAGGACCCUGCCAUGGUAUGCAUCUUUGUCGCUUGCGUCCUGAUUAGCUGUGCCAUGAACUUUACCACCCUUCAUUGCACUUACAUUAACUCGGCCGUGACCACCAGCUUCGUAGGGGUGGUGAAGAGCAUAGCAACCAUCACGGUGGGCAUGGUGGCAUUCAAUGAUGUGGAGCCCACAAAGUUAUUUAUAGCUGGUGUUGUGGUCAACACCUUGGGGUCUGUCAUUUACUGUGUGGCCAAGUACAUUGAGACCAGACGGCAGAGCAAUUACGAGGACUUGGAGAAAGAAGCUAGAGAAGACGAGGGGAAAAGGCAGGCUGGGGACCAAGCACUGCUUGCAAUGGAGGUGAUUUCCCAGGAGAAGGGGGCUGAGGAAGCAGCAGCAGAAGGAUCAGCCACGGGGGACAGCCGGAGCGGAGAGGAAGAGAAGGACAGCACUGAGAAACCUGCCAAGGGACCAGCGCUCCAGGGGAAAGCCACCAGCACACAAGAAGUGAACAGGAGCUUGCUGAAGGAUGCCUAUCUUGGCGUAUGGAGGUUGGUGAGGGGUGCAAAUUAUAUAAAGAAGGAUUAUUUGAUAGAAAAUGAAGAGCUACCAAACCCUUAA